This is a messenger RNA of Coffea eugenioides, 2169 nucleotides long. RefSeq lists its product as uncharacterized. Bases 1 to 2169 code for a protein of 722 amino acids. The record is from RefSeq and is a predicted model, not a curated record. Gene Ontology annotation, molecular function: RNA-DNA hybrid ribonuclease activity; nucleic acid binding. NCBI's taxonomy places the organism in Eukaryota, Viridiplantae, Streptophyta, Magnoliopsida, Gentianales, Rubiaceae. The transcript has 2 exons. Gene Ontology annotation, biological process: DNA integration.
AUGAAUCCUUUGAAGUGCACAUUCGGAGUCACUUCUAGCAAGUUUCUCGGUUUCAUCGUUCAUCAACGGGGAAUAGAGGUCGAUCGAUCUAAAAUUGAUGCCAUUGUGAACAUGGCUGAGCCGCGAAAUAUUCAUGAAUUGAAGAGCCUUCAAGGGAAGUUGGCUUAUAUCUGGAGGUUUAUCUUUAAUUUGGCCGGACAAUGCCAACCCUUCAGUCGACUGAUGAAGAAAGGGGUAGGGGUACCCUUCGAGUGGGAUGAAUCGUGUAGGAAUGAUUUUUCAAGCAUCAAAACGUACCUCAUGAAUCCCCCAGUGUUGGCUGCACCCAUUCCAGGAAAAUCAUUGAUUCUCUAUAUUUCCGCUCAAGAACGGUCGGUUGGGGCCUUACUUGCUCAAGAGAAUGAUGAAGGUAAGGAAAAUGCGCUAUAUUACUUGAGUCGGAUGAUGACAUCUAAUGAGUUGAAUUAUUCACCCAUCGAGAAGUUGUGUUUGACACUUAUAUUUGUCAUUCAGAAGUUGAAACAUUAUUUUCAAACACACACUAUUCGACUCAUAUCUAAGUCUAAUCCCAUUAAAUAUGUCAUGGCAAAACCUGUACCAUCUGAUCGGCUCGCGAGAUGGUACCUCCAGUUUCAACAAUUCGAAAUUAUUUAUGUACCUGCAAAGGCUGUCAAAGGACAAAUAUUGGCAGACUUUUUAGCCGAUCAUCCCAUACCUGCCGAGUGGGAGUUGACUGAUGAACUCCCCGAUGAAGAAGUGUUUAUGGUCGAAUCCCCGUGGUCGAUGUAUUUCGAUGGAGCCGCGCACCGUGACGGAGCUGGUGCAGGAGUUAUCUUUUAUACUCCUGAAUCAGAUAUAUUGUCAUACUCUUUCACUUUAACACGUCGGUGUUCAAAUAAUGUGGCCGAAUAUCAGGCAUUGAUUCUCAGUCUGGAAAUGGCCGCAGACAUGAAGCAGUUGCAUCUUAGGGUUUAUGGUGAUUCCAAAUUAGUGGUAAAUCAACUUCUUUGUAUUUAUGAUGUCAAAAAGCCUGAAUUGAUCCCAUAUUAUAAGUAUGCAAGACAACUCAUGGGAUAUUUAGAUAAUGUCACUAUAGAACAUAUCCCUAGGAAUUUCAACCAACAAGCUGACUCUUUGGCAAGGUUGGCAUCCAUGAUCACUCUACCUUCUCAUCGAAAUCAAAUUUCAAUAUGUCAAAGUUGGGUCAUACCUCCGAUGUUUGAUGAAGAAGAUGAUGAUCCCAAGAAAAGGGUUGAUAUACGUCGUCGAGCGCCACUUUUCAUUUACUACAAAGGGACGCUUUAUCGAAAAUCAUUCGAUGGGGUGUUUCUACGAUAUCUUGGAGAAGAUGAGGCCAUGCAAGCAAUGGAGGAGGCUCACUCUGGGGUAUGUGGUGCUCACCAAUCUGGCCCAAAAUUACACUUCCGCAUUAAGAGAAUGGGAUACUACUGGCCAACGAUGGUAAAAGACUGUAUCGAUUUUGCUAGAAGAUGUCAAACUUGUCAAUUCCAUGGCAAUUUCAUCCGUCAACCUCCUGAACCAUUGCAUCCAACUGUGGCUUCUUGGCCGUUUGAUGCUUGGGGUUUGGAUAUAGUUGGACCGCUUCCAAAAUCUUCUGGAGGACACAUUUUCAUUUUGGCGGCAACGGAUUAUUUCUCAAAGUGGGCCGAAGUGGUUCCUCUAAGAGAGGUCAAAAAGGAGAAUGUAGUAGAUUUCAUUCGUUCGCACAUCAUUUAUCGAUAUGGGGUCCCGCGUUAUAUCAUCACCAAUAAUGGUAAGCCUUUUUGCAAUGUAGCAAUGAACAAGCUUUGCAAAAAGUUUCAUUUCAAACAAUACAAUUCGUCCAUGUACUACGCUGCCGCAAAUGGACUCGUUGAAGCAUUCAACAAGACCUUAUGUAAUCUGUUGAAGAAAAUCGUGGAUAAAUCGAAAAGAGAUUGGCAUCUUCGAAUUGGAGAAGCACUUUGGGCAUACCGAACUACUUUUCGAAUUCCCAUGCAAGCGACCCCAUACGCGCUUGUUUACGGUGUUGAAGCUGUUCUUCCACUUAAGUGUCAAAUACCUUCGCUAAGAAUUGCGAUUCAAAAAGGGCUCAGUGAAGAAGAUAAUGUUCGUCUUCUCCUUGAAGAGUUAGAAGCACUCGACGAAAAGAGAUUGGAAACUCAAUAA